AAAUUCCAGAAAAUUUUGUUUUCAAUUGACAUUUAAUACGAAAGUUGUGUUCAAUUAAUACAGUUAUCAACGAAACAAUUCUUCCGAUUCUAUUGUCACCAUUGGAUCCAAUACUUGAGCACUUUGUAAAACCAUUGAAUACUUGUUUGCGGACACAAAAUGGCCGCACAAUUGAAGAAAGACAUCGAAGAGAUUGACCACAAUUUGUCUGAAUUGUUGUCAUUGGAACUGUUGGCCAAACGACAACACGUCAAGACAUUGCUGUCAAAAGAGAGCAAACGAUUGACACAAGAAAAGAGCGAACUAUUGGCCAAACGUAAAGAAUUGGUGGCUUUGGAGUCGUUGGCCAUCGCUUCCAACGAUAGUUCGUCUCCUUCUGUGGCCACUAAUGAGUGUUCGGCCAAAAGUGAGUCAGCAUUGGGUUCAGUGGUAGUGACUAACUAUAUGUGGGACCAAACCGACGAUUUCGUCAAAAUCUAUAUCGAAAUCGACAAAAACUAUUCGUUAGAUUCGACACAAAUUGUGAUGAAUUUCCCGAAUCGGCGCUCGUUUUGCAUAGUUUUUGGAAAAUACAAGUUUUCUGUGAGUCGUCUCUUCGCUGAGAUCGACACCGAGAAGUGUCACCACAAGCGGACAAAAUCGGCCACAAAACUGAUCAUAUAUCUGAAGAAGUCAUCGCCGAAGCAGUGGUCAGAUCUGACAGAAAAGGCCAAUAAGUUUAAGGAGGCGUUGGAGGAGAAGGACGAGGAGAUGUCCGGCGACCCAUCGGCCGGACUCAUGAGACUAAUGAAGCAGAUGUACAACGAAGGAGACGAUGACAUGAAGCGGACAAUUGCCAAAUCGUGGUACGAGUCCCGCAAUAAGAACUCCGACAUCGAUAUGAAACCCGAAAAUCUUGACAUUUGAACGCAAUUCACAAGUAAUUGUCAAUUGAUUUCAUAAAUUA
Medioppia subpectinata is the source of this 946-nucleotide messenger RNA. The record is from the annotation of a GenBank genome assembly. NCBI's taxonomy places the organism in Eukaryota, Metazoa, Arthropoda, Arachnida, Sarcoptiformes, Oppiidae.